Molecule: messenger RNA, 1046 nt
Organism: Peromyscus californicus insignis
Lineage: Eukaryota; Metazoa; Chordata; Mammalia; Rodentia; Cricetidae
Gene: Nipsnap1
Product: nipsnap homolog 1
Exons: 10
Coding region: 37-891 (284 amino acids)
Cellular component (GO): mitochondrion
Source: RefSeq, a predicted model, not a curated record
GGGGCGUGGCCUUCCUCCGACCUGCUCUGGUCCAACAUGGCUCCGCGGUUGUGCAUCAUCUCUGCAGCGGCACGGCGGCUGCUGGGGAAGCCGGGACCCCGCGCUGGGGACCUCGCCGCUGCGGCUGCUGUGCGCUUCUAUUCCAAGGACAGUGAAGGCAGCUGGUUCCGCUCCCUCUUUGUUCACAAGGUGGAUCCUCGGAAGGAUGCCCACUCCACGCUGCUGUCUAAGAAGGAGACUAGUAAUCUCUACAAGAUCCAAUUUCACAAUGUGAAGCCCGAAUAUCUGGAUGCCUACAACAGUCUGACGGAGGCUGUGCUGCCCAAGCUGCACCUGGAUGAGGACUACCCCUGCUCGCUUGUGGGCAACUGGAACACGUGGUAUGGGGAGCAGGACCAGGCAGUGCACCUAUGGAGGUUCUCAGGUGGCUAUCCAGCCCUCAUGGACUGCAUGAACAAGCUAAAAAACAACAAGGAGUACCUGGAGUUCCGGAAGGAACGGAGCAAGAUGCUGCUGUCCAGGAGAAACCAGUUGCUUCUGGAGUUCAGCUUCUGGAACGAGCCACAGCCCAGAGCUGGCCCCCACAUCUAUGAGCUGAGGACAUACAAGCUCAAGCCAGGAACCAUGAUUGAGUGGGGAAACAACUGGGCUCGAGCCAUCAAGUACCGUCAAGAGAACCAGGAGGCAGUGGGAGGCUUCUUUUCACAAAUAGGAGAGCUCUACGUGGUACACCACCUAUGGGCCUACAAAGAUCUGCAGUCUCGGGAGGAGACUCGAAAUGCAGCCUGGAGGAAGAGGGGCUGGGAUGAAAAUGUCUACUAUACAGUCCCCUUGGUGCGACACAUGGAGUCACGAAUCAUGAUCCCUCUGAAGAUCUCUCCUCUCCAGUGAGGCUGGCACUGUCUCCACCGCCUUCCCUUUCUCCUUUGGAGUAACCUGGAACAGAGGAGCUCCUAGGCCUGCUGGCAUAGUUGUUUCUCAGCUCUGGAAGAAUUCUGAUGGGUUGUGUUCAGCUUGGAAAGGAUGGUGUUUUCUGAGAACUUAGA